AUGUCCAGGGGUCAGCUCUACACUAUCCAGGUGCUAGACACCCAUUGCUUCUUCUGGCGCGAGAUGUGGACUAGGCUCGACGAUUGGUGGUUCGAGGUCGCUGCCAUCGCUGCGCAGUGCACAGUGUUGAAGUCAUGGGUGAAGUGGGUGGGCAGCGUGGUGGAGGACCUUCCUGACUCCUCGGCGGAGAGCGGCGCCCUCCGAGGCUCGCAGGCGCUGAAGGGCCUGGAGGGCCUGGGCACGUCCAAGGCUGUUGACACGGCCAAGGACACGACGGCCGGCACGGCGGCCAUUGUCGAGCCCGGGCCGAUUGGGUCAAGAUCGAGCUGUGUGCUGCUUCGGUUCAGACACGUCGGCCCGGGCUAG
This is a messenger RNA of Prorocentrum cordatum, 366 nucleotides long. The record is from the annotation of a GenBank genome assembly. Lineage: Eukaryota; Dinophyceae; Prorocentrales; Prorocentraceae.